AUGGUGCACGCGGAGCACGGCAGCAGCAGGGCUGGCAGCAGCAAGAGCGCUGGCAGCCCCUUCCACGCGGAGCACGCGCCGCUAACGCGCGCGCACAUGGUGCACUACGUGGACGUGCACCUGCCGUGGUCGCACUCCCUCCGCGCCUGCUGCCUCCCCCGCAUGCUCCGCCCCGCCCCGUCCAUCACCUUCCGCAUCUCAAGCCUCGCCUCGCUGCGCAAGCACCUGCAGCAGCCCGUGCCGCCCGCCAUGCCGCCCUUCCGCUUCGGCCAUAAGCCCCCGCGCGCCAUCACCGCCUACUCCGCCACCGUCCCGCUCUCCGCCCCUCCUCCCCGCCCUCCAAGCGGUGCCACUGCUGGCGUUGGCGCCUCUACUGCAGCUGCUGCUGCCAGUGCUGCUGCUGAAGAGCGCACAGCAGCACCUUCCUUGGCAGACCAGUAUCGGUGGAAGGUGGACGCGGCGCCUGUGGUGGCAGCAGAGGGGAUGAUGCUCGAAUGGCUGGCAGAGCCACGUGUCGGCCUGCUACUGGACCUCCAGAAUCUCAGGCGCCAGCUGGCAGAUCAUCUGAGCAUGCAUGAUAUAGCUGCUGCGCGUGCGGCAGCCAGGGCGAGAGGCACCGCUGGGGCCAGAGGCACUGCUGGGGCUAGAGGCACGAGGGCGGCAGGUAGCCCUCGCCUGUGGUGGUGCUGCUGGCUGUGCAGUGACUGUUUUACGCGCUACCGCCGUGCCGUGUCCAUGGCUGCUUUCAUCGUGCUUGUCGCCAAGUUCCCCCGCUUCGUCACUCUCUGGCGGUCGCACGUCCAGUCUGGUUCUGUGAUCUUUCCCCACCUGGCGUUUCAGUUUGGUGCGGGGCGGCAGGCGCAGGAUGACUGUGUGGCGUCGCUGCUGCUGCAGGUGCUGGGAGUGAAGGGCAAGCAGCAGCUGGAGACCGGCUUUGCUGCCCACCUGCUGCCGCUGCUGCCGGGGGGGAGGCACGCGCAUGGGCAGGCGGGAGAGGAAGGGGAAAGUCGGGGGGGGGAGGUGGGAGAGGGGGAGGAGUGGAAGGACGGGUUGAGGGGGGUGGAGUGGGAGGAGUAUGUGGAACGCGUGGGGGAGAUUGCCGCCCAGGGAGGGCUGGUAGGCGAGCAGUACCGCUGCUGCUGCUCGCAGUGUUGUAAGGGAGAGGGCACCGAGGGAAGAGCGACUGCGGCUGUGGGAGUCCCACCCGGCAGCAGCGGCAUGGUGGUAUCGGGUGUGGACCCCACAGAGUUCGCCCUCAAGUGCGCCACUCUCUUUUGCGAGCCCAUGUUCGCCAACAAUGCUGCUCUCGUCUUCUCCGACUGUGCUGCCCACCGCCACAAGGAGAGCGUGGAAGACGCUGCCGUGGAGGGAGCAGUGAACAGGCUGGCAGCGGCGGAGAGAAGCACAGAGGGCAGUGGAGUGCAGGGUCGGGGGAAGCGAGCAGUGGAACCAGAGGCUCCAACAGUGUCUCCUGCUGCUACUGCUGCUGGGUCUACAGCACUGCAGAUGCUACGCCCGCAAGGGUUUGCCACCGCGCUCCCGCAUCCACUUCACGACCUACCGAACCUGCUGCAGAGGUUCGGCGUGCCCAAGCUUCCGGCCGCCACAGGCGAGGAAGGUCUGGCAAGGGCGGUUUGGCAGGACUUUCCGGAAGGGGACAGGGCGACAGUGGCAGAGGUAGAGAAGGAUCCCGGAUUCUUGGGACUCAACACUUUCCACGUGGGGGCAUUUUGCGGUGGCAUGGGGUUGGACGAGGAGGAGAUGCAUACGGAGUACAACGUAGGGCGGCCGAACCUGCCCCGCCGGGGCGCCGCGUCCACCUCCCAUCGCAGCCCUGGUGUCGGGAGCACUCUGCGGGACACCUCGAACGGUCACUUCUUCCCCACGCUGGGCCACCGCGUGGAGGAGUUUCUGAGAAGGUUCGCCCCCAAGAAGCUGGCAAGGGAGGGCAGGAAGGGCCCUCUAACGGAGGUGGAGGCGUUUAUAAAGCUGAUCGCGGACACCAUUUCUCCCGUGCCUGCCUGCAGCCGCUGCUACCGCUGCUUCUGCCAAUACUACCGGGCUGUGAAGCACACAGCGAUCGCCGCGUCCUUCGCCUACCGCCCCUCAUCCGCGCUGCUGCACUGCCUCCUCUCGCUCUCCCCGGCCCGCUCCGCGACCUUCGAAUCCCUCUUGGAGAAGCUACACGUGCCUCCUGUCCCUGCGGUGGUCCCGGACUCACUGGUGGCGCCGCUGCUGGAAGGCGUGGCAGAGGAGAAGCGCCUGAGGCUGCUCUUCGUGGGCAUGCUGCACAUGAGCAAGGAGAACGCCAUUCCAAAAAUUCUGGAACCUGUCGACACCGAUGGGGAAGGGGGGGGGCAGCAGCAGCAGGGGGAGGAGGAGUGGAGGAUGUGGGAGGAGGUGGACAGCUGGUGCAUUGCGGCUGGGAGAGCGUGGCCUGCUGUGGAGGCCCACGACUCGCCGCUGCAGAUGGGAGGAGGGAAAGGAGUGGGGCGUGUGGGGAGAGAGGAGUCAGAGGAUUGCUGUGAGGGCAUGAGGCGUGCGAUCAUGGAAGAUGAAGCUCUCAGGGCUGCCGGGAAGGAUGCUGGGAAGGAGAAGGGGAGGGCAGGGGCGUCGUACCUGGAGCCGUGGCCGGGGGGGGUGAAUCCUCUGGCGUGUUUGAGGGAGAUGCUGCUGGGGGAGACCAGCUACUGCCCCCAGGGGAAGGUGGACGCCCUUGCCGCUGCUGACGCUGCUGGUGCUGCUACAGCUGAGGGACACGGUGACAAGGGAGGGCGGCGUGGGUGUGCGUCGGCACAGUGUGGCAAGGUGGAAGGGGCGGGGGUGCAGCUGAAGCUAUGCUCGCGGUGUGGCAAGGCUGCCUACUGCAGCAGGGAGUGCCAGAGGGCCCACUGGCCCUCGCACAAGCUCACAUGCCAGCCCAAGGGUAAGGAAAAGGUCGAGGAAUAA
This is a messenger RNA of Closterium sp. Naga37s-1, 2949 nucleotides long. The record is from the annotation of a GenBank genome assembly. Lineage: Eukaryota; Viridiplantae; Streptophyta; Zygnematophyceae; Desmidiales; Closteriaceae.